UCCUCCCGCUUGGACCUCCAAAGUGUUGGUAUUACAGGCAUGAACCACCAUCCCAGCCACCUCUCCAGUUUUCCAUUGGACUCUUCUCCUCUGCCCUCUUCUAGUAACAUUGCGGCCACGCUUCCGCAACUAAAGGCAAGAGUCCAUAGCAACGAUCCCCCUUUCUCUGCACGCGGGCCGCUUUCCUGCGGAAACUACACUUCCCAGAAUGCCCCGCGGGCCGGAGGGCGCGCGCGGCGCUGUUUCGUGGGACCAGGAUUGAAACAAGAUGGCGGGCUCGUGGUGAGAAGCUGUCAAGGAGUAGAAAUUGGUAUGCUUAGAAGCAGGUUUUAAAAGCAGUUUCUCUUCAAAACAUCUUUUUUCAUACCACUUGAUAAGCAUCUUGAAACACCAUGGCUGUAGCUGCAGUAAAAUGGGUGAUGUCAAAGAGAACUAUCUUGAAACAUUUAUUUCCAGUCCAAAAUGGAGCUUUAUAUUGUGUUUGUCAUAAAUCUACGUAUUCUCCUCUACCAGAUGACUAUAAUUGCAACGUAGAGCUUGCUCUGACUUCUGAUGGCAGGACAAUAGUAUGCUACCACCCUUCUGUGGACAUUCCAUAUGAACACACAAAACCUAUCCCUCGGCCAGAUCCUGUGCAUAAUAAUGAAGAAACACAUGAUCAAGUGCUGAAAACCAGAUUGGAAGAAAAAGUUGAACACCUUGAGGAAGGACCUAUGAUAGAACAACUUAGCAAAAUGUUCUUUACUACUAAGCACCGUUGGUAUCCUCAUGGACGGUUUUUACUCAAUGAAGCCUUCCCUGACCAGCUUAUUCAUCGUAUUUUCCUAUAUCCUGUAUUGGAAUGUAAGAUCCAUGAAAGUCGGGAUUUUUAUCUUGUUUUGUGUACUACAGAAUCAUUAGGAUCUACACAUAGUAGGUAUCACAGAUGUCGUAAGAAUCUGAAUCCUCCAAAAGACAGAUGAUGCUGAGGUUCCUGGGGGAAUCAAAGAGAAAUGUGCCUCAUUUGCCAUUUGAGAAAAUGCAGUCUGGUAUAUUCAGUAAUGUAUAGUAAAGUAAUAAUGAUAAAAUAUCUUUUCAUAUAUUAGAAUGUGUACUUUUAUAUAAAGUAAUUCCGGAUUUGACAUUCUCAUUUAGAGAAACCUAUUUUAUUUUUUCUUUUUCGCUUUUAGUCUUUCAUUUAUGUACAGUUUCCAAUUUAGGACUUUUCCAUAGUGCCAAAUCCAUACAUAUUCAGUAGAACAUCAAUAAAUUACAUCAGAAAUUCAACACUUUAUUAUAAAACGGGCUUCGUGUUAGAUAAUUUUGCUCAACAGUAGGCUACUGUAAGUGUUCUGAGCAUAUUUAAGACAGGCUAGCAUUUUCAAUUUAGAGUAUUUUCAACUGAUAGUAGGUUUAUUGGUAUGUAACCCUACCAUAAGUUGAGAAACAUCUCUUUUUGUGUGUCUACUGUGAUUUAAUCAUCAGCCAAGCAUUGUUAGUAGUAUGUAUAUGAUUAAUAAAAACGUGCAUGGCUUUCC
Molecule: messenger RNA, 1517 nt
Organism: Nomascus leucogenys (northern white-cheeked gibbon)
Lineage: Eukaryota; Metazoa; Chordata; Mammalia; Primates; Hylobatidae
Gene: MRPL42
Product: mitochondrial ribosomal protein L42
Exons: 8
Coding region: 393-962 (189 amino acids)
Cellular component (GO): mitochondrial large ribosomal subunit
Source: RefSeq, a predicted model, not a curated record